CAACGCAGCCUGAGCAGGCUCAGCUGAGCUAUAAAAAGGCAUGGCAAGGGGGAGGGAGGGCUGCCGUGCAGCAGGAACUGUGCAGACACACACUCACAGGGAUCCAGGGAUAGCAGCCCCUUGCACUGGGAUCUAGAGCCACACGACAAGAGAGAGUUGAAGGAAAGUCCUCUUAUAACGCAACACAAUGGCAGACAAAAUUAAAGAUGCCAAGAUCAUCUUUGUUGUGGGUGGGCCUGGCUCUGGAAAGGGCACCCAGUGUGAGAAGAUAGUGGCAAAGUACGGCUACACCCACCUGUCAUCUGGCGAUCUGCUCCGUGCCGAGGUGGCUUCUGGCUCUGAGAGGGGCAAGCAGCUCCAGGCCAUCAUGCAGAAGGGAGAGCUCGUGCCCCUGGACACAGUUUUGGACAUGAUCAAGGACGCCAUGAUCGCCAAGGCUGCCGUCUCCAAGGGCUUCCUCAUCGAUGGCUACCCCCGUGAGGUGAAGCAGGGCGAGGAGUUUGAGAAGAAGAUCGGCAAACCCUGCCUGCUGCUGUAUGUUGACGCCAAAGGCGAGACGAUGGUCAAGAGGCUCCUGAAGCGCGGCGAGACCAGCGGCCGCUCCGACGACAACGAGGAGACCAUCAAGAAGCGUCUGGACCUGUACUACAAAGCGACAGAGCCGGUCAUUUCCUUCUACGAGAGCCGUGGUAUCGUGAGGAAGGUUGACUCUGAGCUGCCAGUGGACGAGGUCUUCGGCCAAGUGUCCAAGGCUGUUGAUGCACUAAAAUAACGUGACUAGAUGAGCAGUGUCUGGUUGUUGUUUUUAUUCUUUUUAUUCCAUCCGUGUCAAUAUCAUGAGGACAAAACAUGAGCGACAACAUGACUAAACACAACAGAAUCUAUGACGGGUGAAAAGAUGCCUCGACUCCACUUCUACUCCAACAAUAAGAAUCUACAAUUCUGAGCUCACGCAACAACGAUUCCACUUAAAGCCGCAUCUAUAAAAUCCAUUUGUUUAUUCAUAAAAGUCUCGCCUCCAUUCUGUAACUACGUGACGUCUUGUGCGCAGGAGGUCAAACGCCUCCUGACCUUUAAGCUGCUCACUGUGGAGCCAACAUGCACGUAACACAGUUUUUUCCCCUGUCUUCUCUCGUCCAGUGUCAAGAGAUCAUGGGAAAAGAACUGCGAUUAUGCCGUUGAGCGAUGGCAGCCACUGUGGAUUUUUAUUAUUCCGGUAUUUAAAACACAGAAACAUUGUAGUUUUUCAUGAAGAUGUACAUGUGUAACAUUAAAGUGGUGAAUGUAAAAGAAGAAAAUUAAAGUAUAGGAAAAAUA
This is a messenger RNA of Hippoglossus stenolepis (Pacific halibut), 1317 nucleotides long. RefSeq names its product adenylate kinase 1 (gene ak1). Gene Ontology annotation, cellular component: cytoplasm; cytosol. The record is from RefSeq and is a predicted model, not a curated record. The transcript is spliced from 7 exons. Gene Ontology annotation, biological process: nucleoside triphosphate biosynthetic process; ATP metabolic process. The coding region runs from base 188 to 772 and encodes 194 amino acids. Gene Ontology annotation, molecular function: AMP kinase activity; ATP binding; nucleoside diphosphate kinase activity. Lineage: Eukaryota; Metazoa; Chordata; Actinopteri; Pleuronectiformes; Pleuronectidae.